Messenger RNA from Piliocolobus tephrosceles (Ugandan red Colobus), 3423 nucleotides. It is a transcript of the gene MIR9-1HG, whose product is annotated as MIR9-1 host gene. Lineage: Eukaryota; Metazoa; Chordata; Mammalia; Primates; Cercopithecidae. Bases 176 to 619 code for a protein of 147 amino acids. The transcript has 6 exons. The record is from RefSeq and is a predicted model, not a curated record.
CCCCAUACACUGCGCAGAGGGGCCCGGAGAAAGCCGGUCUCAAGGGCCGGAGGGGGAGGCUUGAGCGAGGGGCUAGAGCCGCGAGGACUGACCAGCACCAGAGGACACAAGAGGAGGAGAGAGACCUCACUGGUUCGGGCGACAUUUCACCCCCCAGCACCCCAGUCGGCACAGAAUGUGGAAAGGGAAGCUCUCGGGCGUGUUCCUGACUGAGGAUCGCAUAACAUUUAACUUGAGGAACUUCCUCCUUUUCCAGCUUUGGGAGUCAAGCUUCUCACCUGGGGCGGGUGGGUGCUCCAACACCCUCCCACCCUCCUUCCUCCUUGUGGACGACAGAGCCACAUCCAGCACCACGGACAGCUCCUGGGCGCCCUCAUCUCCUCGUCCUCCAGGCAGCACAAGCUAUUGUGGAAUCUCCACCGGGUGUACAGAACGGUGCCUGUGCAUCCUGCUGCUCAGGACCUCUCAAGUCCCCGAUGUGAUGGCUCCUCAGCAUCAUCAGGAGAAAUUCCAUGAUCUUGCUUAUUCGUGUCUUGGGAAGUCCUUCUCCAUGUCUAACCAAGAUCUGUACGGCUAUAGCACCAACUCUUUGGCUCUUGGCUUGGCAUGGCUGAGUUGAGAGGUAAGGAAGGAAUGCCACCUAGCUUUAGUGACUUCAUAAAGGUUCCUGGACUCCAGCUAUUAGAAUUGGGAAACUGAGACUUGCCUAGCUUGGUGAGAGGUCUGAGUGUCCCUUAAAGUCUUGGGAACCCCCACCCAAACCUUCUGUUUACAGAAGAGGAGUAAAUGCCACAUAAUGCUUUGAAAUUCCCCCUCUGAGCCCGCAUCAGCACCCCAGAAAGAGUCAGGAGCCGGAGACCAUGGAAUAGCAAUAGUCCCCAGGCCCUCUGGGCUCCCCCUUUGGAAGCCAGUCUCCCAGCUCCUGCCUUGCGGGGAACAUUCCAACAGGGCCUCAGAUCCUGGGAUAGUGAGAGUUCCCUCCUUCUGGACCCCAACCGGAAGGCAGAGAAUGGUCACUUUGACCUCGAGGAGCAUCUAUAAGGGGCACUAAGCAGAGGCCAGCUUUGCUGAGGGAAUCCUGAAUGAGGAGCAGGUGGAGAGAAAAAGGAGGCCAUUCUCAACUGAGGAAGGGUGGGCUGGGAGGGAGGGGCUGGGGAUAAUUUAUGAUAUCAUUGUUCCCCCACCCCACUUACUUCCCAGCUACUGUACCGUUGCUAGGAGAGCCUGGCUCUGUCUGGGGCUGGGAGGGUGUAACAGGCGGGAGGCUGUUCCAUCUGCACUCCUCCUUCCCCACCCAGGGGAGGGCACCUCAUGGAGCUGCAUCCACCACCCCUUCCCAGGCCCUGACAGACACCAGUCUCUUCUGUCGUUCCCCCAAAUCUAGCCACUCAAGGGAUAGCAGGACUCCCAGGUGGGCUGAGGAUCUAGAGCAAGGAAUGGGCAAGGGAGUAUGGAAGAAGAGACACUGGCAGACUUAGAGGGGCACUCAGGAACAGCUGGCCCACCUCGAGACCUGGGAGCUGGCCGGGGCAGGAAGAGGGCCAGAGGGGGUCAGGGAAACAGUCCUGGCAGAGCCCAGGUUUGCAGAAGACAGAGUCCUUACAUUUGAGGGGUUCCUGAUGCGAUGGGCAAGGCGGACCUCUCAUCCCCACUCCUCCACACUGUCAAGAUCCAGGUUGGAGAGGUGGCAAAGGUAGGGGAAGGAGGAGCUGGAGCAGGGAGGAGGGAGGUGAGCUGGGAGAGGCUGAGGAGAGUCUAGGAAGAAGAAAGGCCACACUGGUCUAAGUGGAGCUGGGCCAUGCCUGGCUGUGGCUCAGAUCCCCUCCUCUUUCUGAAAAUCUCUUCUCAGAUCUUAAGGCUCUUGGAGAAGUCAAGGGAGGUGAACUUUGGGGGUUUCCAAAGCUGCUGACUCCCAACCCUGGAUGGGACAGGAAAGGAAGGCUGUGCCCACAGCUGUGCCUGACACCUGAUUCCUGUGCAGCCCCUACUGGGUUUAUUUGCCUUUCCUGGACAUAGCUUCCCCACCCCAGAAAGGAAGGAGCUGACCCUGAUUUGUGCCCAUGUGGUUGUGCAAGCCCCUCCGUAGCCAUUAGCUUAGCUAAUCUUCCCAACAGCCCUGAAAACCAGGUGAUACUGUCCCCACUUUAUGAAGGAGGAAUCAAAGCCUCAGGAAGGCUAAGACACUUUCCCAGAGUCACAGGACUGGUAAGUUGGGCUGGGCUUCAAGUGGGGCUUCGUAGACCCCAAAGCAUUUGUCCCCUUCCCCCGCUGUGCUGACUUCUGAAACACAAAUGGAGGGACUGAGAGAAGAGAGGACCAGAUAGGUGGAAUUCUUGGCAUGUUCUCCAGUGUAGGGGUAAAGUCUGAGAGAUGAUAAACAUCUUGCAGGUUGAAGACAGGAUUGGGGAAAUGGCCAUGGGAGCUGUGGAAGUGACCAAAAGUCUACUGGGCUGGUCCUUAGCCCAAGUGCAGCCUGCUCCCUGCCUUCCUGAAGCAAGUCCCCUGGGCUCCCUGCCUAAUCUCUCCUGUUCUUGGGAUCUGAGUUUCCGCCUUAGGCAUUUCCCUCAUCUCCCCCAUUGCCUUGGAUAGAGCACCUGAAAGAGGUGCCUAGACUCAAGCCACUAUCAUGGCAGAUCCCUUUGUGAUGACCCCUUCCCUAGCUCCUCACCUUGGCUGAUGGAAGUGAGCUCCUUCCAAGACCACUGGAAGUUUGUCCUCUGCCUCCUCCUAAAGUCUCCCUCCAAAGAGUAGUUUUUGGCUGGGCAUGGUGGCUCACGCCUGUAAUUCCAACACUUUGGGAGGCCAAGACGGGUGGAUCACUUGAGGUCAGGAGUUCGAGACCAGCCUGGCCAACAUGGCAAAACCCCGUUUCUAAUUUAGCCGGGUAGGGUGGCGUGCGCCUAUAAUCCCAGCUACUCAGAGGGUGAGGUAUAAGAAUUGCUUGAACCUGGGAGGCAGAGGCUGCAGUGAGCCAAGAUCAUGCCAUUGCACUCCAGCCUGGGUGACAGAAUGAGACUCCAUCUCAAAAAAAAAAAAAAAAAAGUAUUUUUCUUUAUGCUUGACAAUUUUCUUUUCAGACCAAAAAGAAGAAUGUACUUCAUCCAGUUGGACUGGAUUCCCUCUGAGAAGCCUUCCCAAUUGACUAAAAGAUGAGGCUAGGCUCUAGCAAGUUGAAGUGGAGAACCAGCUCCUUCAAGAAGCUUUCAGCAGAAUGGAAGUGGGGAGGACCCAGAUUCCAGCCCAGGCAGCCCGUUGUACCUUGAGCCAUCUGGGAUAAGACUUUGACCCAUGACUCCCAUAUCCACAACCUGUCCAUCCUGGCCCUUCCCAGUUUAUCCUGUGUCAUUUGAACUGGGAUUCCCACAUCCUCUGAGAUGGAAGUCCCAUCUCAAGUCUUCAAUAAAGACUCUUGAAUAUUGAAUC